This is a messenger RNA of Cyclopterus lumpus (lumpfish), 1635 nucleotides long. RefSeq names its product RNA binding motif protein 18 (gene rbm18). Lineage: Eukaryota; Metazoa; Chordata; Actinopteri; Perciformes; Cyclopteridae. Bases 290 to 895 code for a protein of 201 amino acids. The transcript is spliced from 6 exons. The record is from RefSeq and is a predicted model, not a curated record. Gene Ontology annotation, molecular function: RNA binding.
AGGCGAUACAUGCGGGACACGCCAAAAACAAAAACGAGUCUCUCCUCUUGAAUCCACAGACAGUUAAACAAACUACAACAUCACCCUGCGCCUUUGUUGUGAGACGUUAGCAAGGCGACACUUUAUCCUUCGAGCUAGCUAACCUGGUCAGUUUUACAGGAGGAAAACAUAAACAUUGCUUGAAAUGAUUAGUGUGUAACGGAAUCAUCCCGAAGUGGGAUUAAGCAAAUUAAGUUUAAUAAUUCAGUCGCUAUCAAAGAGGAAGUUUGACAGAUCGACGAGAGUACACAUGUCUUCUGCAGCAGAGACAGUGAAAAAUGCCUCCAUCAUGUCAGAAAGUGUGGCCCAUGACGGAAACCGCUUGUGGAUUGGCAACAUUGAUCCCAAAAUUACAGAGUAUCACCUGGUGAAGUUGUUGGAGAAGUUUGGCCAUGUGAAACAGUUUGACUUCCUGUUUCAUAAGUCUGGGCCUUUGGAGGGACAGCCACGGGGCUACUGCUUUGUCAACUUCAACACCAGAGAUGAGGCAGAGAGGGCGAUCCAGUGUUUAAAUGGGAAGCUAGCUUUGUCCAAGAAGCUGGUCGUGCGCUGGGCGCAUGCACAGGUAAGGAGGUUUGAAGGUUUCCGUAAUGACAAGACGAUGCCGCCGAGCCUGGAGCCGUCGAGCAGCGGGGCCGCGGAGGACGGAUCGUUAACUUCCAACCACCUCAGUACGAGUGCUAAAAUCCGCGCCAUCGAAGCCAAGCUCCAGAUGAUGGAGGAGAAUCCAGAAGAUGACUACUCGGGCCCGUCGGCCUACGUUUACAACAAACCGCCAGAGAGGAAACGCUGGGAGCCUUACUCUAAAUCACACCACAACAACCAGAGCCGGCCCUUCCGCAAGUUUAGGAGAUGACCCAUCCUCCCACUCGCUCUGGAGACACCCCCCACCCCCCUCCCACCUGCACACUUCAACCCUCGCCUACACACAAACAGACUCUACACAAGAUAAAGACAAUACACAUCUGGGAAUAAAAGGUUUUGACAAUUCUUUGAGAACCCAGACUCUUUGGGAGUAUUCACAGCAAUCACGGACAAGUACCUAAAGUGGUUAUUAGUUGUUUUGGUUGACAGUUAUCAGUUAUUAUUUAGUCUUAACAUAGGCCCCAUACCUGACUGCUGCGCUGGUUGGAUCCCAUAUCGGUCUGCAUUCUCACUUUUGCAGCGCUUUAAUGCAGGUGAAUCAUGCAGUGGUGAGUCAUGAUGCACAGCUGCCGGGAAAGAGACACGUUGUUAUUAAAAAGUCUAAAUGCCCAUCCUCUUAUUGUUUUUCACAUGUUUUUAGUGUUUGGUCCUAUUAUUCAAAGGUGAAAUACAAUUAUUUGUUUAAGACUUCACUGAAGAGGAUGAAAUACACAGAUUUGUAUCAGGUUUGUAUGAAUGGAGUUCAAAUGAUAAGCCACUCAGCGACACUGUAAGUUACAGUAUUUUUGUCUGACGUUGCUCUUUACCGAAUAUUUUACUUUAGUUUUUUUCUUGGAUUCACUUUUUAUACAUCUGCAGCCAAGUGUUGUGUAGAGUUUUGGGAUUUCCCCUGCCACAAUCUCUUUAUUUUAAUUUACCAAUUAAAGACUAUGACAUGUCAUGUUCACAGCG